UAAAAUGCAAAGAUUAAUGUAACAGGAUUACCAUUAACAAAACAGGGUUUCGUUAUCAUGCCAUUUGAUUUGAAGACAUGAACUAACCAAAAGAUACCUAGACUUAAUCAUCUAUUUGCCGCAUAUUCCAGAUCAUUAUUGGCAUUAAGCCCUUGGAAUUCCCGCAAACUGUUUACAGAGGUUUGUGGUAAGAUCCAACAUUUAAUUUGUUAUAUUCACCUAAUAUUCUAUUGUUAAUCCGCUUCGUGAGAAGCUGGGACAGCAUCUAAUAAUCUAGCAAAAGCCGUCUGGGAUGUAACGGGGACAAUUAUGUACAAACAUUAGAAGUUGACAUUGUUAUCUAUUUACGGGUAAAUCAUUCCAGCAUCAUACUGGGAUAUUCUCACGAAUAUUUUGUUGUGCUCUGUUUUACCAUAUGUUGUCUUCAAUCAAUGGUGACGACAUACGCACCUUAUCCCCCAGCGUUGACCGGGCGUUCCUCGCUAUAAAAGUGGAUUAACAGGUAGAUAAAACAUCAAAAAGCACAAGACCAAGAAAUAUGAAUUAUGAGAACUACGACCCUAUUUUCCCUGACCAACCAGUUGUUGACCAAUACCUUCCUAUUUGGGCUAGCCUGUCAGCCUUUAGGUCCAAGCCAGCUUUCAUUUGGUCCGACGAUGGCACGACCAAUGUAAGCAAUGGCUCAACACUUACCUAUGCUCAGCUCAAUGAUUCAGUGCAGUCCAUUUCUAUCCAGCUGCUGCACUCAUUACAAAGAGGCGACACUGUAAUCAUUUUAUGCACGCCUGGGCUAGAGCUGGUUGAGAUUAUUUUUGGGUGUCAAAGAGCCGGCCUUUUGAGCGUGCCCAUAUUCCCACCUGACCCUUCUUUUUCCAAACAAAACCAUCACCACCUGCUCAGAGCUCUCUCCCAGACAAAGCCUAAAGCUGCCAUUGCUCACCAUGAUUAUAUCACAAAAGUUCAGCAAUAUCUCUCUUUGCGCUCCAAAGACAAGAAGCUUGCCCAGAUGUUACAAAACCUGAAGUGGGUUCCUACUGAAGAUGUCAAACAUAAAAAUGCAGAUUCAAGACUGGAUUCUAUGUCUUAUGACGGUUGCAAACCUGAUGAAACUUACUUGAUUCAAUACACCUCAGGUGCAACAGGGAUCCCAAAGCCAGUGCUUGUGACAGCCGGAUCAGCAGCUCACAAUGUUAGAACAGCAAGGAAAGCUUAUGACUUACAUCCAAAUAAUGUAAUCGUCUCUUGGUUGCCUCAGUACCAUGAUUGUGGCCUAAUGUUUCUGUUAUUGACCAUUGUAUCUGGUGCAACAUGCGUGCUAACGUCACCUGCAGCUUUUGUCAACCGGCCUAGACUAUGGAUCGAGCUCAUUACACAGUUUAAGGCCACUUGUACUCCAGUUCCAUCAUUCACCUUGCCACUAGUCGUGAAGCGUGGUGGAGUCGAAACAGGAAGCUCACCUAUCAAUCUAUGGAGUUUGAGAAACCUCAUUAUCAUUAAUGAGCCCAUUUACAAGGCAUCAGUUGAAGAAUUUCUUCAUGUGUUCAAGCCUUUUGGAUUAAACCCGUCGUCCAUCUCCCCCUCGUAUGGCUUAGCAGAGAAUUGCACUUUCGUUUCCACAGCAUGGAGAAACGAUGACAACUCUGGAAACUCCUGUUUCCCCGUUUUCCCUUCCCACAACAAGCUCUUACCUAUUGCGAGACUUGCCAGUGAAGAAGAAGAAGAGGACAUGGACAUCAUUGUAGUGAACGAGCACACACACGAACCUGUUGAUGAUGGAAUCGAAGGCGAGAUUUGGGUUUCGUCUCCAAGCAACGCCUCAGGUUACUUAGGCCAUCCUUUCUUAACUCAAGACAUAUUCAAAGGUAGGCUUAGUAACAAGGUCAGUCGGUGUUUCGUCCGGACCGGGGAUAAAGGGAUUGUUAAAGGGGAAGAAAGAUUUCUCUUCGUAACAGGUCGUUGCGCAGAGGUGAUUAAGCUCCCAAAUGGUCAGGACAUACACCCUCAUUACAUAGAGACAGCAGCUUACAAUAGUUGCCCACAGUUCAUAAGAGGGGGUUGUCUCGCUGCGUUUGAUGUUUCAAGAAUGAUCGUUCUUGUUGCAGAAAUGCAGAGGAGUGAAAAAGAUAAUAAGAUUUUGAGGAAUAUAUGUGAAAGAAUCAGAGAAAAUGUUUUCGAAAACGAAAAAGUUGAUGUAGGGAUGGUAGUUCUUGUAAAAAGCGGAAGUGUCCCGAAAACAACUUCGGGUAAAAUUCAAAGGUGGGCGGCUAAACAGUAUUUUCUAGGAGGUAAAAUGAAUGCUUUAAUGGAACUCAAGUUUGAUAACAAUGGCGGAUUCUUGCGGUCAAGUAAUGGAAGAGGAAGCUACGGAGAAGGGGAAGAAGGAAGAGCAGUGAUAGCCGAAGAGAAAGAAGAGGUUGUUUAUUCACUCUCAAGUGCUCCAUGGUUGGCUCGAUUGUAAGUAAGUGCAUUAAGAAUCUAUAUAAGAAUAGAAUGUUGUGUUUUACUGGUGUCGUGCCCCCAAAGGCCAAAUUAGUGUAAAAGCGUAGUUCUUAAACUCCCUUUUGCAUCUUUUUCUUUGUGAUUAUCGACCAAGGGUUGAGAACUAGAGAGUCGACAGUGGUUAAUUUGUAUGUGGUUGCAAGCCAACUAUAUGGCUCGUUGCAUGACUGAGUUUCAUAAUAUAUUACUUACUAUUUAUGCU
Gossypium raimondii (Peruvian cotton) is the source of this 2701-nucleotide messenger RNA. RefSeq lists its product as uncharacterized. NCBI's taxonomy places the organism in Eukaryota, Viridiplantae, Streptophyta, Magnoliopsida, Malvales, Malvaceae. The transcript has a single exon. Gene Ontology annotation, biological process: lipid biosynthetic process. The record is from RefSeq and is a predicted model, not a curated record. Bases 539 to 2458 code for a protein of 639 amino acids.